AUGGUUUCAGUCCUUGUCUUGGCCUUGACGGCCGCGGCGGUUUACUUUGUAUAUGGGAAUUUGUCUGCUUUGAGGAAGAAUAUUGCACACGCGAAAAGGUCUGGCAUACCAUACAUCGUAACACCUUUUGCGACAUACAACUUAAUUUGGCUUCUCACACAAAAGAUUCUAAAACCGUUGCUUGAUCAACUGCCCCAAAGAUGGACGGAGUCCUGGUUGCCUUUCCUUACAGCCGACUGGGUGUACGAGCUAUGCUACGCGCCCAUGAAGAAAACAGGAGAUGUCUUUAUGACAGUGUCUCCUGGCGCAAUGAAUCUCUGGGUUUCCGACGCAGAAGCCGCUCAUCAAAUCACCUCUCGACGCGAGAACUUCCCAAAACCUCUGGAAAGCUACAAGAUCUUGACCAUCUUCGGAGAAAAUAUCAUCACCACGGAAGGAAACGAGUGGAGAAAGCACAGGAAGGUUUCUGCGCCUGGAUUCAAUGAGAAAAAUAACGUCAUGGUAUUUGCGGAAUCAUGCAAGCAAACGCAGGGGAUGUUGAAGGGAUGGCUUGGGCCAGAUGGUAAAGGAAACAGAACCUUGAAAGACGUACCGGGCGAUGCGUUGAGAUUGACUUUACACAUUAUUUCCUUGGUCGGUUUUGGCGUUCAUUUACUUUGGCCGGGAGAAACACCUGAUUCGAAGCAUGGCAAAGAAGAAGCCAUCUUCAGUAGCAACGAGCCAAGUGGUGGGCACACAAUGAGUUUCGAGCACUCUUUGGAGAAGUUGCUUGAGCGGAUGAUUAUUGUUUUGCUACUCCCAGAAUGGGCAAUGAAGCUUGUUCCGAUCAAAGUAUUCAAAGACUCGUACGAAUCACUUAUCAACUGGCGCCAGUAUAUGAAGGAACUUAUGGCACUAAAGAUUGAAGAGGCUCGCGCUGGUGAGAAGAGUGCAGGUCUUGACAUUUUAGGGAAUCUAGUCAAAAGCUCCUACGGCAAGGGGAAGGAGAUUGAUGCCGAGAAAGCGCAUACUGGAGCUAAACUCUCAGACUCGGACAUUUUAGGCAACGCAUUUGUCAUGAUUGUCGCAGGACACGAAACUACAGCUAACUCGAUUCAUUUCUCUCUCAUACAACUCGCAAUAAACCCACGUUCUCAGCGCUUGGCUCAGCAAGAAGUUGAAAAUAUUUUUGGAGACGCCGAGCCAGAGACUUGGGACUACGACUCGACAAUCAACACCCUCUUGGGCGGCAUUCUGGGUGCAAUUUUGAACGAGGAGCUCCGACUCAUGCCUCCCGUCAUUGCCAUUCCCAAGUCAGUCGCAGAAGAUGCCGACCAGGAAUUGGUUGUUGGUGGAAAGAAAUUCAUGGUGCCAGCAGGCUGCCGAAUUGCGUUGAACACAAUUGGAUUGUCUAGGAAUCCUAAAUAUUGGCCUUCACAGCCGUCUAAGAUUUCCGAGAAAGACGAAGACUUGGACGAUUUUGUCCCUGAAAGAUGGCUUGUCAAUGAUCGAAAGAGUGCCAAAGGUGGAGCAGAAGACUCGGAUCAUGAUGAAGAUGAGUUUGGAGGGUUUACUGGCAACAACUCCUCCGGAAAAUUAUUUCAUCCACCUCGAGGUGCUUUCCUUCCAUUCUCCGAUGGCCCACGAUCGUGUAUCGGACGCAGAUUAGCACAGGUGAAGGUCAUGGCUGCGCUAGCGACCAUUUUCCAAAAGUACUCCAUCGAAUUGGCAGUAGACGAAUGGGCAACGGACGAGGAGGUGGCAAAGAUGUCACAAGAGGAGAGAAAAACACUUUACAGAAAAGCACAGGACAAAGCCAACGCAACAUUGAGAAGUGCAACCACAAGGAUUACAUUGAAGCUGCACGAAGGUCAUAUUCCAGUCCGACUUGUCAUGAAUGGGGAAGAGCGCUUUGUCAAUUUCAUAGAAUAA
This is a messenger RNA of Glarea lozoyensis ATCC 20868, 1911 nucleotides long. RefSeq names its product Cytochrome P450. Gene Ontology annotation, molecular function: iron ion binding; monooxygenase activity; oxidoreductase activity, acting on paired donors, with incorporation or reduction of molecular oxygen. The record is from RefSeq and is a predicted model, not a curated record. NCBI's taxonomy places the organism in Eukaryota, Fungi, Ascomycota, Leotiomycetes, Helotiales, Helotiaceae. Bases 1 to 1911 code for a protein of 636 amino acids. The transcript has 4 exons.